CAGGAAUAACUCCUAAAAGUCAUCAACUUUUGACAUCCAGCUUUCUUAUAAGGUCGCCGAGGUUAUCGCCAAAAGAGCAUCCCCACCACGUCGGCUAAUCCACGGCUUUCAAGAAGCCCAAAUCAACCAAUCAGAAUUGUCUUAUUCCUGGUCGGCAAGCAAAGAGGCGAAUCAUUCAACAUCAACCAAGAAAGCUUCGCUCCGCCAACGCCGUCAACCACGCCCGCGCCAAUCUCCCCUCUUCAGGCUCUCUGAUAUCGUGCGAUCGAGGUUCACUCCUCUGCCGAAUCGUUCUUUCGCCCAAAAUGCUCUCUUCUACGCGGUCCGCGGCCUCAAUGGCCCUCCGAGCCAAGCCUACAACUGCCAUUGUUCCUUUCCGAACUACCGCUGCCGCCUUCACGACCAACUCUCGCCGCGAUGCGAGCGCCCUCCAGACUCACUCAGCAACUGGUCUAGGCAAGGUUCGCAGAGAGGUUCCGCUGCCCAGCGAGGUUGCUCCUAAGGGUGCUCUGCAGUAUGCGCUGACCACGCUUGAUGCCGUCACCAACUGGGCUCGUCAGUCCUCCCUUUGGCCCAUGACCUUCGGUCUGGCCUGCUGUGCCGUCGAGAUGAUGCAUCUUUCCACCCCCCGAUACGAUCAGGAUCGCCUCGGUAUCAUUUUCCGUGCUUCGCCACGACAGUCCGAUGUCAUGAUUGUUGCCGGUACUCUCACAAACAAGAUGGCUCCUGCUCUUCGACAGGUUUACGAUCAGAUGCCUGAUCCCCGCUGGGUUAUUUCCAUGGGUUCGUGUGCUAAUGGUGGCGGAUACUACCACUACAGCUACUCUGUCGUCCGAGAUAUGUGUGAUAGGGUAGUUCCUGUUGACGUAUAUGUACCGGGCUGUCCUCCUACGAGUGAAGCCUUGAUGUACGGAAUCUUCCAGCUCCAGCGGAAAAUGAGGAACACUCGCAUAACCCGACAUUGGUACAGAAAGUAAGGAUUCAAAGGCAGAGGAGUCGAUCAGGAAUCAAGAUCCAGCCAAAUUGCGUCAAGGCAGUACUUCCAAUGGAUCUAAUCA
Fusarium redolens is the source of this 1058-nucleotide messenger RNA. RefSeq lists its product as uncharacterized. Gene Ontology annotation, biological process: mitochondrial respiratory chain complex I assembly; electron transport coupled proton transport; aerobic respiration. NCBI's taxonomy places the organism in Eukaryota, Fungi, Ascomycota, Sordariomycetes, Hypocreales, Nectriaceae. Gene Ontology annotation, molecular function: 4 iron, 4 sulfur cluster binding; NADH dehydrogenase (ubiquinone) activity; quinone binding. The record is from RefSeq and is a predicted model, not a curated record. The coding region runs from base 306 to 977 and encodes 223 amino acids. The transcript has 4 exons.